GCGUCAGGGCUGGCCGGCGGUGGCGGCGGUGGCGGCAGAGAAGGAGGCGGCGAUGGCAGCGGACACCGAGCGGGCUUGAGGGCUCGGACCGGCUCCCUCCCGCGCCACCUCGGGCCUGACCCGGAGCUGCAGUCCAAGCUCGUCCGCUCCUGCUCGCUCCCCGGCCUCUGCCUGGGCGGAGGCGGAGGCGGAGGCCCGGGCUGGCCGCCCCGUUCGUGCCCCGGCUCGGCCCCGGACGGCCCGGCUGCUGUGCGGAGAGGAGGCCGAGUCGUGAAAAGAAAAUACUGAAGAAUAGGAUCUCAAGAUGAGUAAAAAGCCCCCAAAUCGUCCUGGAAUCACUUUUGAGAUUGGUGCUCGUUUGGAGGCACUGGACUACUUACAAAAAUGGUAUCCAUCACGAAUUGAAAAAAUUGACUAUGAGGAGGGCAAAAUGUUGGUCCAUUUUGAGCGCUGGAGUCAUCGUUAUGAUGAGUGGAUUUACUGGGAUAGCAACAGAUUGCGACCCCUUGAGAGACCUGCAUUAAGAAAAGAAGGGCUGAAAGAUGAGGAGGAUUUCUUUGAUUUUAAAGCUGGAGAAGAAGUUCUGGCUCGUUGGACAGACUGUCGCUAUUACCCUGCCAAGAUUGAAGCAAUUAACAAAGAAGGAACAUUCACAGUUCAGUUUUAUGAUGGAGUAAUUCGUUGUUUAAAAAGAAUGCACAUUAAAGCCAUGCCUGAGGAUGCUAAGGGGCAGGUGAAAUCCCAGCAUCCACUAAGCUGGUGUUGUCCUAUCGACCCAGCUGGAUCGUGUACCCAGUCUAUGGGAAGUGAGGAUUGGAUAGCUUUAGUCAAAGCAGCUGCUGCAGCUGCAGCCAAGAAUAAAACAGGGAACAAACCUCGAACCAGCGCUAACAGCAAUAAAGAUAAAGAAAAAGAGGAGAGAAAAUGGUUUAAAGUACCUUCAAAAAAGGAAGAAACUGCAACUUCUGUAGCCACACCAGAAGUUGAGAAGAAGGAAGAUCUGCCCACAUCUAGUGAAACAUUUGGACUUCAUGUAGAGAACGUCCCAAAGAUGGUCUUUCCACAGCCAGAGAGCACAUUAUCAAACAAGAGGAAAAAUAAUCAAGGCAACUCCUUUCAGGCAAAGAGAGCUCGACUUAACAAGAUUACUGGUUUGUUGGCAUCCAAAGCUGUUGGGGUGGAUGGUGCUGAAAAAAAGGAAGACUACAGUGAAACGGCUCCAAUGCUGGAGCAGGCGAUUUCACCUAAACCUCAAAGUCAGAAAAAAAAUGAAGCUGACAUUAGCAGUUCUGCCAACACUCAGAAACCUGCACUGUUAUCCUCAACUUUGUCUUCAGGGAAGGCUCGCAGCAAGAAAUGCAAACAUGAAUCUGGAGAUUCUUCUGGGUGUAUAAAACCCCCUAAAUCACCACUUUCCCCAGAAUUAAUACAAGUCGAGGAUUUGACGCUUGUAUCUCAGCUUUCUUCUUCAGUGAUAAAUAAAACUAGUCCUCCACAGCCUGUGAACCCCCCUAGACCUUUCAAGCAUAGUGAGCGGAGAAGAAGAUCUCAGCGUUUAGCCACCUUGCCCAUGCCUGAUGAUUCUGUAGAAAAGAUUUCUCCUCCCUCUCCAGCCACUGAUGGGAAAGUAUUCUCCAUCAGUUCUCAAAAUCAGCAAGAAUCUUCAGUACCAGAGGUGCCUGAUGUUGCACAUUUGUCACUUGAGAAGCUGGGACCUUAUCUCCCUCUUGACUUAAGUCGUGGUUCGGAAGUUGCAGCACCGCUAGCCCCAGACCCCUCUUACCAUAAUGAAUGUCCCAGGGCAGAAAAGGAAGAUAAACAGAUGCUUACAAAUCCUUCUUCCAAAGGAGUAACUGAUGGGAGAGGAGCUCCAACAGCAUCAGGAAUAUCGAAAACAGAAAAAAAAGUGAAAUUGGAAGAAAAAAGCUCAACAGCAUUUGGUAAGAGAAAAGAAAAGGAUAAGGAAAGAAAAGAGAAGAGAGACAAAGAUCACUACAAACCAAAACAGAAGAAGAAGAAGAAAAAGAAAAAGAAAUCUAAGCAGCAUGACUAUUCAGACUAUGAAGACAGUUCCCUAGAAUUUUUGGAAAGGUGCUCUUCUCCACUAACUCGAUCUUCUGGGAGUUCUCUGGCUCUGCGAAGCAUGUUUACGGAGAAAAAUACAACAUAUCAGUAUCCAAGGGCAAUUCUGUCAGUUGAUCUUAGUGGUGAAAACUUAUCAGACGUGGAAUUCCUAGAUGAUUCUUCAACGGAGAGUUUGCUUCUAAGUGGGGAUGAGUACAAUCAGGACUUUGAUUCAACCAAUUUUGAGGAAUCUCAGGAUGAAGAUGAUGCUCUUAAUGAAAUUGUGAGAUGUAUUUGUGAAAUGGAUGAGGAGAAUGGAUUCAUGAUUCAGUGUGAAGAGUGCCUGUGCUGGCAGCACAGUGUGUGCAUGGGGCUGCUGGAGGAGAGCAUUCCAGAGCAGUACAUCUGCUACAUCUGCCGAGACCCUCCUGGUCAGAGGUGGAGUGCAAAAUACCGUUAUGAUAAGGAUUGGUUGAAUAAUGGGAGAAUGUGCGGGUUAUCAUUUUUAAAGGAAAAUUACUCUCAUCUCAAUGCCAAAAAGAUAGUCUCCACACAUCGCCUGCUUGCUGAUGUCUGUGGGGUUACAGAAGUUCUGCACGGGCUGCAGCUGAAGAUCGGGAUACUCAAGAAUAAACAUCAUCCUGACCUUCAUCUCUGGGCUUGUUCUGGAAAGCGAAAAGACCAAGAUCAAGUAAUUGCUGGGGUAGAUAAAAAAAUAACAGUGCAAGACACGGUUAAUCUACAAGAAAAGAAAUAUCAUGUACAGAAUCAUAAAGAACCACCUCGUUUGCCCCUAAAAAUGGAAGGAACUUACAUAACAAGUGAGCACAGCUACCAAAAGCCACAAAGUUUUAGUCAAGAUUGCAAACCUCUUGCAGACCCUGGGAGCUCCGAUGAUGAUGAUGUCAGCAGUUUUGAAGAAGAACAAGAAUUCCACGUGCGAGAGAAAAGCCGUUUACGAUGCUCAGUGAAAGAGGAUGGAGUGCCUGGAAAGAAUCCAGCUGAAAAGAAUCUGGUAUUUGUUUAUAAUGAUAAAACGGGCACUGAAGACCCAGGAGACUCACAUCUUCAGUGGCAGCUCAAUCUCCUUACACACAUAGAGAAUGUGCAGAAUGAAGUUACCAGCAGGAUGGACCUAAUAGAAAAAGAAGUUGAUGUUCUGGAAAGCUGGCUCGAUUUCACAGGGGAGUUGGAGCCGCCUGAUCCUCUCGCGAGACUGCCCCAACUUAAACGCCACAUCAAACAGCUCCUCGUUGACAUGGGCAAAGUACAACAGAUAGCAACUCUUUGCUCUGUAUGACGACAGUGAAAAUCCUGAUGAAAAGAAUGUGCAAAACAGUCAUUAGAAAUUUUUAUUGCUUUUUGAGAUUCUCCAACUUGACAAAUGUGCCAAAGAUCAACAGACAUAAAAAUAACAGUCCUGUGUAUUUACUUGUAAUACAUUAACUUUGUCAAAGAUCUUAUGAGAAAUGAAAAGCUUUAGUAGAGGUGAUAUUAUGGGGUAGUUGCUUAAAUUUGCAUAUUAAAGUUAAAAAAUGGUGCCUAUAUUCCAUGUGUGGAGUAAAUUUGCUAAUGUCUGUAUUUCAA
Messenger RNA from Ceratotherium simum simum (southern white rhinoceros), 3651 nucleotides. Lineage: Eukaryota; Metazoa; Chordata; Mammalia; Perissodactyla; Rhinocerotidae. The record is from RefSeq and is a predicted model, not a curated record.